Molecule: messenger RNA, 2211 nt
Organism: Mollisia scopiformis
Lineage: Eukaryota; Fungi; Ascomycota; Leotiomycetes; Helotiales; Mollisiaceae
Product: putative extracellular lipase
Exons: 5
Coding region: 331-2073 (580 amino acids)
Source: RefSeq, a predicted model, not a curated record
AGGACUCCAACUUGCUGAUACUGUACACAAAGAACAACAGAAGUGGGUAGAGAAAAUGUACUGUAAGGAAAAACGGUGUCGGUCCGUUAACUCCACGGGCGAGAGUUCCCUAUCUUUGUGUCGGGCAAGCAACACUGAAGCUCCACCCAGCGGCCCUCGCCUGGGCUGGGGAUUUAGGGGGUGCUUCUUUACCGACUCGGCGACCAUUCCAAAAGUGGGCUGCGGUGACCUUAACCACAAAAGCACUGGAAGCCUCGAGAUGUAUGUACCGUAUGUAUCAAGAUCGCUGAUCUCAAAGAGAGAUAUCACGAUUCGAAUGUCUCAGACCUCAUGCCUUCAGCCGUCUCAUUUCUACUUUUCACGGCCGUUCCACUUGUUGGGAUAGCUGUCUUCUGGUCGUCGUGGCUACAGGAUAUCACCAACUCGUUCAUCCCAACAUGGACGGCCUCGGAACUCCCCCAGGUCACCCUUUCCCAGGGUCUCGUGAUCGGCACGGUCUUGGACAACGAAUUCCCUGCUCCCAUCCAAGCUUUCAUGGGUUUGCCUUACGCCCAGCCCCCAACAGGUGAUAGACGAUUCCGACGUGCAUUUCCUCUUCCAGAAUCGAAUCUCACGUUCAGAGCCCAGAAAUAUGGCCCGAUAUGUCCAGGAAAACAAUUGCUUAGUGGGAAGGCAGGAGACAAUAGUGAAGAUUGCAUGACUGUCAAUAUUGUUAGACAGAAGCCAGUCGGAGAUGACAAAGUGCCAGUCGCAGUGUACAUCCAUGGCGGGGCCUUCAAUCGUGGAAGCUCUCUGAUGCACAACACUGCAUCUAUGGUAGCGUGGUCUGAAAGUCCGUUCAUUGGAGUAAGCUUCAACUACCGGAUCGGCGCACUUGGCUUCCUCCCGUCCAAACUUACUUUUGAAGAGGGCGUCGUAAACCUAGGGCUACAUGACCAAGUUUUCCUCCUGCAAUGGAUCCAAGACAACAUCGCGGCAUUUGGAGGAGACAAGAACGAUGUUACCAUCUUUGGACUGUCUGCAGGCGCUCACUCGAUCGGCCAUCACAUCCUCAAUUACCAGGAAGGAGUAAAGCCUCUCUUCCACAAGGCAAUUCUCGAGUCGGGCGCUCCAACGUCCCGGGCCGUCCACCCGUUCGAUGCUCCCGUUCACGAAGAGCAAUUUGCCCUCUUCGUCUCUGAAGCAGGUUGCUCCGAUGUACUUCCCGAGUCCAUCACAUCUUGUCUUCGCUCUCAACCAGAAGAUGUCGUUACCAAAGCUUCCACCACCGUGUUCGACAAGUACAAUCCUAGUCUACGCUGGGCAUUUCAACCGGUGAUAGACCACCACCUCAUUCACGGCCGUCCAAUCGAUAUCUGGGCAUCCAGAAAAUGGAAUAAAGUGCCAAUAAUGACUGGACACGCCACCAACGAGGGAACUUACUACGUCCCCUCUAACCUCUCUACCUCAGAAGGAUUCACAGACUUUUGGCACACGUUACUUCCGCAUUACACUCCAGAAGACUUAGCGACCAUCAACUCUCUAUACCCCGACCCAGCCAAAGAUCCCGAAUCGCCAUACGUCGAGCAGCGGGACAUGAAAGCAUUAUCCAUCGGACCACAAUACAAGCGCGUUGAAGCCUCCUAUGCUCAUUACGCCUACAUCUGCCCCGUCCGCCAAACAGCACACAUCGCUUCUGCCGCCCAAGAACCACCCAUCUUCGUCUUUCACUGGGCUUUGAACAAGACUGUCAAAGGGGGUGCGAAUCAUGGGGAUAACAUGUACUACGAAUCUUUCCCUGAGGAUGUCACGAGUAUUAGUGAGUCCCAAAGAGAGGUGAGCGGGAAAUACCAUGCGUAUGUUACGAGUUUUAUAACGGGUGGAGAUCCAAAUGCUAUUCAAGGGCGGUGGGGAGAUCGACCGAAGUGGGAGAGGUACGAGAGAGGGAGUGAGAAAGUCAUGACGUUCGGGAUGGGGAAUGAUGAGCGGGCUGGUGGGAAUGGUGUUGGUGUUGCGGCGGAGAUGAGGGGGAGCGAGUGGGUGAAGAAGGAGUGUGAGUUUUGGUGGAAGAAAAGUGUUGAUACUGAGGAAUGAGCUGCUGUCGCCAGCAGAAAAGCAAGCAUGAAGAAGGUCUUCGAUGUACCAUAGAUGUACAGUGUACUCCCCUGAUCAUAUGUUAGUUUCUUGCCACUCGAUUAUUCUACUUGAACUUGAAAAUGAGAGAACGUAUGC